AUGGCACAAAAGGAAAAGACCCUUGAUGCGUGUGCUUGGGACGAGCUUGUCAAAAACUCCAUGGACAAGGAUUUGUGGGCCAUGGCAGAUUUUUUUCCAGAGAGAACCUGGCCUGCGACGGUGGCGUAUCCCAAAUUGCUAGCGUACGCGCGUUAUGUGAAUGGAUUCUGA
Molecule: messenger RNA, 171 nt
Organism: Pyrenophora tritici-repentis Pt-1C-BFP
Lineage: Eukaryota; Fungi; Ascomycota; Dothideomycetes; Pleosporales; Pleosporaceae
Source: RefSeq, a predicted model, not a curated record